AUGAUCCCCCCCAGCGUUAGCUCUCAGGAGCCCCAGCAGCUUCCUCGGGAGCACUGGACCUUUCUCCCCAAACUCCCUCUGUUCUCAGGGCCGACCGUUCCAACCACUGGACGCCGUUUUUUCAAACAUUCUCCGACUACCAUCCUGAAGCUUGAAACUGACGACGGUGAAGGCAUUAUGACCGCGCUUGCCUAUUCCAUCUUGGGGCCCUGUGUCCCGCGCGUCGUCAGCGUCGUCACGGUCCCAAUAACAACCUCGGGCGUCUCGACGCUCAACCGCACCAAACAGGGCCUCGUCCUCACUCACCAGCCAGGCACGCCACUAGCCCAGCUCUGGCCUUCACUCACGCCUCCGCAGCGUGAGACCGUUAAGGCGGAGCUCUGCCGCCACCUCGUGCAUAUGCGUUCACGCCGCUUCUCCUACUACGGACGGCCCACGCAACAGCCAUACCUCCUCUUCUCAGAACUUGGCACAGAUAAAUUUGCAUGUUGCGCCUCUCGCAUAGAGUGGGACGACUCACGUGUGCGUGCGCUACAGGAACAUGCCCCGGACGCUGAACGUGCAGUCAAACUCGAGCGAGUACAGCGUGGCAUCGCCGGCGCAGGUGACUGGGACCGUCCUGUCCUCACACAUGGGGACUUAUCUGACCGGAAUAUCCUCGUGGACCCGGACACCCUCGCGCUGACAGGUUUUCUAGACUGGGAGAUGGCGAACAUCAUGCCCGCUUACUUUGAGUACGUCGCGGCACGACUGUCUGGGGGCCAUCAGCCUGCGUGGAGGAAGGAGUUGCUGGAUGUGCUGAGGUCUGUUUUGCGCUGUGAGUGCGAUACUGGGCGCUGGGAAGACCUGGGUGUUGUGAAUUUUGAUGAAGGAUACGAUAGAUAUAGGAGGACGUUGGCGGCGUGGGAUGCUGUUGUUGAUGUUGAGAGAAUCGCGCAGGGAUAUGAUGAUGAUUGUGAAUGGACUUUUGAUCGCUGA
Molecule: messenger RNA, 978 nt
Organism: Cordyceps fumosorosea ARSEF 2679
Lineage: Eukaryota; Fungi; Ascomycota; Sordariomycetes; Hypocreales; Cordycipitaceae
Product: Aminoglycoside phosphotransferase
Exons: 1
Coding region: 1-978 (325 amino acids)
Source: RefSeq, a predicted model, not a curated record